Girardinichthys multiradiatus is the source of this 3478-nucleotide messenger RNA. RefSeq lists its product as uncharacterized. The transcript has 5 exons. The coding region runs from base 671 to 1759 and encodes 362 amino acids. The record is from RefSeq and is a predicted model, not a curated record. Lineage: Eukaryota; Metazoa; Chordata; Actinopteri; Cyprinodontiformes; Goodeidae.
AGAGAGAGUCUGGACUUGAAAAAAGUUGGAAUUGGAGGGGAGAGUGUGUAGAGAGGCAUGAUUGUAACUGCCCUACAAGAGACAGGACAGUAAGCAACAAGACUAAAUGAAACUAUGGAUUGCUUAAUUUAGAUAGUGAGCUAGCUGUGUAUCGAAGCAGGCUGAAAAGAAGUGCGAGACACCGCAGCACCAGAUAGCGCUCCAGGUGACCGGAAAAGCCUGGUAGCUCCUCUGGCAACGUGGGACAAAGCUGGGUCUUCAGUUAAUAGCCGAUCUUGCCACUACGGUGGAUUGCACCGGAAGAUUCCCCACCGCAGUACCCAGAUAGCGCUCCAGGUUACCGAGAAAACCUGGUAGCUCCUCUGGCAACGUGGGAUGCAACAGUGGGUUUGAGUCAUCGCUUCAGCUGGGUUCGUUGAAUAGAUGCAGCAUACGAUUGGGAGGUGACACAUAAGGACCCGAACACUACUCUGGAGUUUAUAGACGGCUUCAACAAUUGGGGGCUCGUCCGGGAUUUGGAACAACAGGCGAAAGAAAUCCGGACCACUGACGAGGACCAACAGGCAUCAGACACGGGCUAGCCAAAACUACAAAACAGUAUCUGGAUCAGGAUUCCUCUGACUACAACACUAACAGUGGCUCAGAAGACACACAUGAUGAUGGUGGUGGGAUGACAAAUCUGGAUCAGGAUUCCUUUGACAACAGAUCUGAAAAUGCACAUGAUGGUGAUGACAUUACAAGCCUGCAUGCAGACCCUGAAUCCGAUGAACUACCUCCACAUUUGAGCCAAACAACAGAGUCAUCAGCCUUCAGCUUAGAGGACUGUGUUGAUUUUGGUGUGUUUCAACCACUAUGGCAGUCUUAUACUGACUCUGAAUCCUUUGGCAGUGGAGAAGAAUUUCCCAUGGAAGAUAGCGCUGACAAGUCUGCAAAUGAACAAUUACAUUUCGGAGUAGGCUUUAAUGAAAGGGUUCCUCCAGUAAAUGAUGAGCCACUGUACACAGGCUCACGACUAACCAACGCUCAGAGUUUUUUACUUAUACUUUCAUAUGCUUUGAGACACUUGCUUACUGGUGUAGCCCUGUCUGAUCUUUUAGAUUUGAUUAAUAUCCACUGCCCAGAAAAUGUUCUAACUUCAAAGCAUCUGUUCUUAAAAGAGCUUAAGCCAAUACAAGGUCACCUAGAAUGUCACAUAAACUGUCCCAACUGUGAAUAUUACAUUGGCAACCAAGUCACCGAGGGGCAGUGUUGUGUGUGUAACUCUACAUGGGAUAGAAACAGCUCACUGAAAAAUGGAAAUUUCUUCCUAUACUUACCCAUCCAAACACAACUGGAACAUCUUCUUCAAAGAGAAGAUAUUGCAUGUUGGGUCAAGUCAGGAGACGGCACAUGUAAUUCAGAAAAUUAUGAUGACAUAUGUUGUGGUAAAAUGUAUCUUAAUUUGAAAAAAGAUGGAGGCCCAAUGGAUAAUCCUCAUGUGUUCUCCUUAACUUUGAAUUGUGAUGGAGUUCCAGUAUUCAAAUCAUCCCAGUAUGCAAUUUGGCCAUUACAAGCGAUGGUAAAUGAGCUUCCUUAUCAUGUCCGUAAAGAGAACGUUUUACUUUUUGGCCUAUGGUUUGGUACUAAGAAGCCAAAUGUUAAUACAUUUUUUAAAACCAUUCACACAAGACUGUCAGUCAUUGUCAACUGUUGGCUUCAAGUUACACAGAAACAACACUGUGAAUCAUUGCAAAGUUAUAGCAGCUGUUAUGAUGUGUGAUUCAGUUGCCAGACCCAUUCUGCAAAACAUGACCCAAUUUAAUGUUCAUUAUGGGUGCAGCUUCUGCCUACAUCCUGGUGAACAAGUUCCAAAGGGAAAUGGAACUGUUAGGGUUUAUCCAUACAAAGACGUUCAAAAAAGGGAUCAUGCUUCAACCCUAACUGAUGCAAGGGAGGCUAUACGUACCACACAAUCUGAGAGGCAUUAAAGGGCCCACAUGUCUUAUCAACAUCCCACACUAUGACAUCAUAUCUGGAAUGCCUCCUGAUCAUAUGCAUAAUGUACAUCUUGGAGUUGUUCGGCAAAUGACAAGCAUGUGGCUGGAUAGUGAACACCCUGAGGAGCCAUACUAUAUCGGUAAUCGUGUUCCUGAGCUCGACCAGCAACUCUUGAGAAUUAACCACCUUGCAACAUCACAAGAGUGCCCCGCUCUUUUAAGCAAAGAAAGUUUUGGAAAGCCAGUGAAUGGCAGAACUUCUCACUUUUUUAUAGUAUCUUUGUGCUGAAGGGAAUAGUACCUCAUGCAUUUUACCAGCACUGGUUAAUCCUUGUUACCUUCAUGUUCUUACUAUGUAAGGACACUGUCACAUCUGAGGGGUUACAAAAAUGUGAAAAACUAGUUGUUGAGUUUGUCAAACAGUUUGAAAAACUCUAUGGUAAGGAAAAUGUGUCAUUUAAUGUACAUUUAUGUUUUCAUUUGCCAGACUCUAUUGGGGACCAUUGUGGGCACAUUCAGGAUAUAUUUUUGAGUCUUCUAAUGGGGAGAUACUGAAGAUGUUUCAUGGCACUCAGUGUGUUCCUUUACAAAUAAUGAAACAAUUUGCAUAUAGACAAGUGAUGUCUCUUUUGAAAAACAGUGUAUUGAAAAAUGUUUUGCCUGGAUGUAUACAGCUGUAUAACAGCUUGACUGGUGAAAAAAAGCUGAAACACUUUGAAAGAGUAGCAGAUGAAGUUGUGACCCUUGGUUUACACUAUGCACGAAAAUUUACUAAUGAAGAGAUACUGGCUAUGAGAGAUACACUUUCUGUCACCACGGAUACAGUUGUGAAAAUUUUCACUAGAACUUUAGUCAGAGGAGAACUGUAUUACUCAGAGCAUUUCAUUAGAAUAACGAAAAGGAACAGCUUCACAGUUUUGUUCGAAAAUGGACACAUAAUCACUGUGUAUUAUUACAUUGUGGUAGAGAGACUUCAUAACAGAAUGUGUUUUGCUGUUGGGAGACAGUAUGACAAAUCACACAGUUCAGUGAUACAUUUAGAACAUGUAGUUGGCUUGAAAAGAGUGUUAGAGGGCAGGAAGCAGGUUUUUGAUGUGAUGACAUUCAACAGGAAAUGUAUGUUAGUUGAUCUGCCGCAUUAUGCCAACUUUUAUGCAUGUAUACCUCCACGUUUAAGUGUGGAGGACUGAAAUGUCUUGUUGAGGAUGACAUGUCAUGUAGGCAAGUGGACUCAAAGAAAUGUUUGCUUUAUUUUUUGCUGCUGUCAAUAAUGAUUUAACUUAUGUUCUGUAAUCUACAUUUCACAAUAUAUGAAUCAUACGUAGCCAUAUAUGGUCCAUAGGCUUUAAAAUGUAAAAUACAAUGAAUGUGAUACAAAAUGUAAUUUUGAGCUUGCUUGACUCAAACAAAUACUUUGUUGUAAUAAACAUACAUGCAGUAAUGUAAUUCAGUUUUGUAUGCACAGCAAUGUAUUCUAAAACAUAUAAAUCAAUAUAGAGCAA